Molecule: messenger RNA, 765 nt
Organism: Rotaria sp. Silwood1
Lineage: Eukaryota; Metazoa; Rotifera; Eurotatoria; Philodinida; Philodinidae
Source: the annotation of a GenBank genome assembly
CAAAAUUUUAAUCUGAACUAGUUCACUUGGCAAUCGUUUUAAUCUCAACUAGUUCAAAUCAAAAUUUUAUUUUGUCCUAGUUUAAAUCAAAAUUUCGAUCUGAACUAGGACAAUUUUAAACUCAACUGCAUUUCAAUCUGUCCUACGGCAUAUAUAUAUAUAUCGUUUUUUGCAGACUCUUAAAUGUAAAUUAUCUAUUGAAUUAUUAUUAUACAACUAUUUUCUUCGCAAAGAUGAUAAGUGUACUACUUGUUUACAAAAUAUUGGAUUGCAUCUUUACGAAAAUGGUAAUUCAAUUAUCAUUGAAUAUUAUUAAAAAUUCUAUUUCUUUUAGAGCUUAAAAAAAUUUUGAAUGAAUCAAAUGUUUCUGUUCAAAAUGUCGAUAUCAAAUUAAAAGAUAACUUAAAUUACAAAGAUAAGCAAUUGGCAUCUUCAGAUGAUUCGUCGUUUUCACAAUUAAAUAUAUCUUUAUCUUCUCUUUCAUCUAACUCUAAUGUUUCUGAAAGUUAUCAAGAUAUUGAGACAAUAUCAGAAGAAAGUAUUACUAUGUGCAAAGAAUUCUUAAAGAAAUAUUAUUGUUCUCGUAUUGAAUUAAAUAACUUCGAAGAGUUAUAUAUUCGUAUAUUAUCUAUGAUCAAAGAUGCUAAUCGUGUUUAUUAUUUAAUGAAACAUGCUCGACAUUCAUGUUUAGGUCUAGUAGAAGCAACAAAUAAUGAUGAUCAAUUAUUGACUUUAUUUCAAUUUUUAAAUGAUUUUUUACCAUAA